Alternaria alternata is the source of this 1185-nucleotide messenger RNA. RefSeq names its product NAD(P)-binding protein. The transcript has a single exon. The annotation marks the transcript as partial. Lineage: Eukaryota; Fungi; Ascomycota; Dothideomycetes; Pleosporales; Pleosporaceae. The record is from RefSeq and is a predicted model, not a curated record.
UGUUACAUCUGUCGUAUGGCUAUGACCACUUCAUACCCUCCUCAGCCAGCCAUGUGCAUACCCUGCGGUUCCUUCAACCACUCUUCUUCCAUGCUUUCGACCCCAUCAAAGCUGAUCUUGCCACAUACCUUCACCGCGCUCGUAACAGGAGCGAGAGUCAAUCUUGGCUACCACACGGCAUUGCGUCUUCUGCGUUGCGGUGCCCGAGUAAUCGUCACAACACGGUAUCCGCUUGAUGCUAUAUCGCGGUAUAUCGAAGAGCCUGACUCCCAUGUAUGGAAGGAUAGAUUGAAAGCAAUAGGUGCAGAUUUCAGGUGUGCGAAGGACGCGCACGAUUUGGUGCAUGAAACGAAACAAUGUCUGAAGCAAUGGGCUCAUGGAGGGGACGUGAGAUUGUCCGCAUUGAUCAAUAACGCAGCGCAGACACUUACAGACAGCGUGAAAAGAGAAGAACAUGCCAUAGAGCGAGAGAAGGCUUUGGGUAAACGUUUAGUACACCGGGAACUAUUGAUUGAGGGGAGUUACACAACCAGAGUGCGAGGACGAGAACUGCCAAUGAGACUGCUAAACGCUGGGUCGACUAGUGUGCCUCCAGAGGGCUCUCUGGAAGAACAAACAGGCGCUGCAGGCUCGGGAGACAUACUCGAUAUGUCGUACAAAACAACCACACAAGUAGAGCCCUACACCAAAUCCUCCUGGGUGCAAUCUAUAUCUGAGAUACCAUACGAAGACGUUGGUUCCGCUCUCUCAGUCAACACGUUCGUCCCUUUCAUCCUUUGCCGGGAACUCCUUCCUCUUAUGGGCUGCAGUAGUAUUGAAAAACCUACCAAGCCUCAAGGCUACAUAAUCAACGUCUCUUCCCGCGAAGGCAUAUUCGAGUCUCACACCUCUUCAUCUGCAAAACGAGGCAAACACGUCCACACCAACAUGUCCAAAGCCGCACUCAACAUGCUUACCGAGACAGAAGCAGAGCCUGCUUGGCGCAAGAAGCGUAUCGCCAUGAACACAGUGGAUCCGGGAUACAUGAGUGCGGCGCCUGAGUAUGAAGAUGCUUUCGAGGGCAUGAGGCCGAUUGGCUGGGAAGACGGGGCUGGGAGGGUGUUGUGGCCGAUUGCUGUGGCGGAGAUGGGAGAGAGAGUUGUUUGGGGAAGGUUCUUGAAGCACUAUGGAGCUGUGGAGGGGGAG